Molecule: messenger RNA, 1782 nt
Organism: Cladophialophora carrionii CBS 160.54
Lineage: Eukaryota; Fungi; Ascomycota; Eurotiomycetes; Chaetothyriales; Herpotrichiellaceae
Exons: 3
Coding region: 1-1782 (593 amino acids)
Biological process (GO): transmembrane transport
Molecular function (GO): transmembrane transporter activity
Source: RefSeq, a predicted model, not a curated record
AUGCCAGAACGGCUACGGUCUACAGAGUUGCGAAGCGGCCACAGUGAAGAUGCUUCCAACGCAGGCUCUAAAGCUCUCACUACCACUGGGCCUCUUGAGAUGGACGAAUAUCCACCGAAGUCAAAAGUUCUCAUAAUUGUGUUUGCAAUGAUGGCCAGUGCCUUCCUCGUCGCAUUGGAUCGUCUCAUUAUAGCAACGGCCAUACCUGUCAUCACGAACCACUUUAACUCCCUCUCAGACGUGGGAUGGUAUGCCUCGGCGUAUCUAUUGACAAUGUCGGGCUUCCAACUCUUCAUCGGUCGGGUGUACACCUUCUACAACCCAAAGACUGUAUACAUCGCCUGCCUCGGUAUUUUCGAGCUAGGCUCGCUCAUCUGCGGAGCCGCUCCAAACUCUGCAACGCUUAUAGCUGGAAGAGCUAUUGCCGGACUCGGAAGUUCGGGCAUGUUCUCAGGCGCCAUUACAAUCAUUGUCUACCUCGUCCCGUUACAAAAGAGACCAGCAUACACGGGAAUGUUUGGCGCUAUCUUCGCAGUAGCCUCGGUCGCAGGACCGCUGUUGGGCGGCGUGUUUACGGACAAAGUCUCGUGGAGAUGGUGCUUCUACAUUAAUCUACCCAUUGGAGGAGCAAUGGCGGUUGUCUUAUUCUUCGUUCUCAAGCUCCCAGCGGCCGCCACCGAGCGUUCCAAAAUGACCCUAAAGGAACAACUGCGCCAACUCGACCCUAUCGGUACAGCCGUCUUUCUCCCUGCAAUCGUAUGCCUCCUCCUGGCGUUGCAGUGGGGCGGCACAACCUAUAACUGGUCGGACGCCCGAAUCAUCGUCCUCCUUGUCCUCAGCGGCGUUCUCUUCCUCACCUUCAUGUACCUGCAACACCUCUUCCAAGAGCACGCCACGGUUCCUCCCCGGAUCCUAAAGUACCGCGCUGUCAGUGCCGGUGUCUCCUACGCCUUCUUCGCUGGGGGUGGCAUGAUGGCACUAAUAUACUUCCUGCCAAUCUGGUUCCAAGCAAUCAAGGGUGCCUCGGCCGUCCAUUCAGGAAUCAUGAAUCUCCCCGCAGUCCUUGGAAUCACCGUCGCCAGUAUGGCAGCAGGUAUCCUCACACGCAAACUGGGAUACUUUACCCGGUGGAUGUACGCCUCCUUCGUACUGUCCUCGAUUGGUGCAGGAUUAAUAUCCACAUUCACGACGACUACGGCCCAUCCGAAAUGGAUCGGAUACCAAGUUCUAUGGGGCCUCGGGCUGGGGCUAGGGAUACAGCAGCCGUCGGUGGGCGCCCAAGUCUCCCUGCCGCGGAAGGACGUCGCGACCGGAGCAAGUAUGAUGUUCUUCGCUCAAGCUCUGGGUGGCUCGAUUUUCGUGUCCGUGGCGAACAAUAUCUUCGACAAUACCCUGUCGCAAGACCUUCGAAAGAUCCCAGGCCUUGACGCAAAGGUCGUCACGCACGUCGGCGCGACUGAUAUACGGAGUAUUGUGCCCCCUGACCUGCUGGAGCCGGUGCUCAUGGCCUACAACGACGCUCUACGAAAUGCAUUCUACGUCGUCGUCGCCGUUACCUGCGCCACCGUGUUUGGCGCUCUCGCCAUGCCGUGGAACAACCUGAAGAAAGUCGCCGCGGCGCAGGAAGCUGCAGCAAAGGCAGCCAGGGAGAAGGCCGGUUCCCAGGCAUCCGAUAGCAAGCCAGGAUCGACUGAGGGAGCUGACUCGUUGGUGCAGCAUUCUGAGGAGCGCCAGCCAAGGUCGAAAACAGAGGCGCCGGAGAAAAUGGUCGUGGAGGUAUAG